UGAAGGAUUUGUGUCAUGAUUUGGCGAAAAUCACACCACGGAGCUCAGCAAUUUCAACACGUUGAUAAGAGUUAUUUUGAAAACCUGUAAGGAAGGCUUUAUGAGUCGCAGCGGUUAGCGCGACAGUAUUGAUGGAUUCCACGGUCAGUUACUUUGAAGCGGAAUGCGGCCCUCGUAGCUUACAUUAAUUGUCAGACACUCAGGAGGUGCAGCAGCAGGUCAUGGCCGGCUUCAGGCAGGAGGAUGUUGAGCUCUACUAUGAGAUGGGAGAGGAGCUGGGCAGCGGGCAGUUUGCCAUCGUGCGGAAGUGCAAGGAGAAAAGAUCGGGCGUGGAGUACGCCGCCAAGCUCAUCAAGAAGCGCCGCCUGUCGUCCAGCCGGCGGGGCGUGAGCCGCGAGGAGAUCGAGCGUGAGGUCAACAUCCUGCGCGAGAUCCAGCACAGCAACAUCAUCACGCUGCAUGAUGUCUUUGAAAACAAGACAGACGUCAUCCUCAUCCUGGAGCUGGUGUCCGGCGGCGAGCUCUUUGACUUCCUGGCCGAGAAAGAGUCGCUGACCGAGGAGGAGGCCACGCAGUUCCUCAAGCAGAUCCUGGACGGCGUGCACUACCUCCACUCCAAGCGCAUUGCUCACUUUGACCUCAAGCCGGAGAAUAUCAUGCUGCUGGACAAGAACGUUCCCAAUCCCAGGAUAAAGCUGAUUGAUUUCGGGAUUGCCCAUCAGAUUAAAGCAGGGAACGAGUUCAAGAACAUUUUUGGAACGCCGGAGUUCGUAGCUCCAGAAAUAGUCAACUACGAGCCGCUGGGCCUGGAGGCCGACAUGUGGAGCAUCGGCGUCAUCACGUACAUCCUGUUGAGCGGCGCCUCGCCGUUCCUGGGUGACACCAAGCAGGAGACCCUCACCAACAUCUCGGCCGUCAACUACGACUUUGACGAGGAGUACUUCAGCAACACCAGCGAGCUGGCCAAGGACUUCAUACGACGCCUGCUGGUCAAAGAUCCCAAGAAGAGAAUGAGCAUUGACGACAGUCUGCAGCAUUCGUGGAUAAAGGUCAUCAAGAGACGCAACGUGCGCCCAGAGGAGCGAGACCACAAGCCCGAGCGGCGGCGGCUGAAGACCACCCGCCUGAAGGAGUACACCAUCAAGUCCCACUCCAGCAUGCCGCCCAACAACACCUACGUCAACUUUGAGCGCUUCUCCCAAGUCCUGGAGGAGAUCGCUUCGGCUGAGGAGGGCCUGAAGGACCUGGAGCGCAACCAGCGCUCGUGCCGCGAAGAUGUGGCCGCCCUGCUCUCCAUCUACGAGGAGAAGGAGUCCUGGUACAAGGAGGAGAGCCAGAGCAUCUCCGGCGACCUGAGCGGCAUCCGCCAGGAGCUGCAGCGCACGCAGGCCCAGCGCAAGAAGAGCCAGGAGGACGCCCGGCUGGCCACGCAGUCCGCCAACAUCCUCAAGCGCAAGUUCGGACGCCUGGAGAGCCGCUAUGAGUCACUGGCCGAGCAGGUGGCCUCGGAGGUGCGCUGGGUGGAGGAGCUGGUCCGCUCCAUUUCCGCCGAAAAGGACCGCCUCGGCUCCGGCAGCACGCCGUGAGCUCAGCGACUCUUUGAUUCCUCACAUAACUCGGGAGUACGGAGGGCACCAUCCUCCCAUUAAAGAGGGCUCCUUAGUGUACUGUACAUUAAUUUAUUCUUUUUACGCCACAUUUUAUGUACUGUACUUUUACUCCUCACUUACGCUGUAUUUUUACACCGCAUUUUCUAACUGUCAGGAUGUUCUCGUGUUUUUCAUAGCCGCCGCAUGCGUUCGGGGACGCAUUGAAGCCUUCAGUGUGCAGACAGCCAUGCAUUGUUAGCAUCGCAGCGCUUUCAACCAUCACAUUGUUUUGCUCAGUGUCUUGAAACUUUUGCACAGUCGCCUUUUAAACGUUGUGUAAAUUUUUUAACGUUUGUCAUCUUUGCACACCUCAAACAUUCCAUUGACCUUUUACAGAUUCCAUAAUGCCCGCCCCCCUACUCUACAUGUAUUCAUUGGCACUUGAUUUAAUUAUAGCAACGUUCCAAAAUAUUUUUAAAAUCAAUCUCUUAGCUGUAAAGAGCUGUAAAAAUGAACAGGUGCAGCUUAUUCCAAAUAAAGUUUUAUCUGUAACUUGUGUUUGUUGUUGUGUUAAAAGGCGUAGCUGGUUAGUAGUAGUAGUAGUAGUAGUUAGUAGUUUCAAUCAUACUGUAUAUUGCAUUUGUAAUGUAUUUUUUAAAACCGGUUUCAUCAGUGCCCUACGGUGGCGGUUUAUCAGAAUCCACAAAGAUGUACUUUUUGCUAAUCAACUUUGGUGUCCUUUCCGAUGAAACUAUAACGCCCAUUCGUUCCUGGUGCCGCCUAUUACCUGACUUGGAUCUCAGUCAAAGCCAGCCUCAAUCAGGUCGUUGGUGUGGUCUAAUAUAUGGAUUGGCCUGUCUAAAACGGGGUGUUGAGUGCUGUUUAAUGCUUGGAUGCUGAACUAAGAAACUCACAUUCCUUCCGGUGUCCUUAUAUUUGUAUUAAUAUAACUCAACAAUAAUAAACAAUGAACAAACGAGAAUACUUAAAUCCAAAAGUAUGUGGAGAUAAUUACGGAA
This is a messenger RNA of Dunckerocampus dactyliophorus (ringed pipefish), 2608 nucleotides long. RefSeq names its product death-associated protein kinase 3 (gene dapk3). The transcript is spliced from 9 exons. Bases 222 to 1586 code for a protein of 454 amino acids. Gene Ontology annotation, molecular function: protein serine/threonine kinase activity; ATP binding. NCBI's taxonomy places the organism in Eukaryota, Metazoa, Chordata, Actinopteri, Syngnathiformes, Syngnathidae. Gene Ontology annotation, cellular component: nucleus; cytoplasm. Gene Ontology annotation, biological process: positive regulation of apoptotic process; protein phosphorylation; intracellular signal transduction. The record is from RefSeq and is a predicted model, not a curated record.